AACAUUAAUUUAGCUUCCACUUUAACCAAACAAUCGAGACCGGGGGAUUAAGAAGGCGAAACAUCCCUCUAGCGGCCAGCAGCUCCAGCGGGUGUAGCUCCACGGAGAAGAAGAGGCUGUGCUCGGAUUAGGGGGUUGGGCUGCCUUUGCUUGACGGAAACCCGCUGCCAGACAUCCAGCUUGUCCUCGGCGGCGCAGUGUUGCUUUCCCGCAGCAUCAGCAGCAGCGACACCGCAGCGCGGCUUCACCUGCUCCCCAGAGCUCCAUCCUCUGGUCCGCACUCAGCGCUGCCGCAGACCAGAGCAGGAGGACGGACAAGGACGAACAGCUCGAAGAGCAGCUCUUGAGGGAAAUAAAGGGAUACAGCAAAGCUGACGAUGGUGAAACUGGGGAGUAAUCUUCAGGACAAAGGGGCCAAAGCUGUGAGUGUUGAGGACGGCUUUCAGAAUGUGCCCCUCAUUACUCCUCUGGAUGUUGGCAGCCUCCAGAGCCAAGCACCUGACAAGGUGGUGGUGAAAACUCGGACAGAGUACCAGACAGAGAAAAAACGGCUGAAGGUUCCCAAGGUGGAGGAGUUUACUAUCAGCUUCACCGAUGGGGUUUCAGAGAGACUCAAGGUGACAAUUCUGAUCAUCCUGGCCUUGGCCUUCCUCGCCUGCAUCGUGUUCCUGGUGGUUUAUAAAGCUUUCACUUACGACCACGCUUGCCCAGAUGGAUUCAUUUAUAAGCAUAAGCGGUGCAUCCCUGUAUCACUUGAGGCCUACUAUGCUGCUCAAGAUGCCAACUCACGGGGUCGUUUCUAUACGGUGAUCAGUCACUACAGCAUGGCCAAGCAGACCACCUCGCACUCUGUCUCCCCCUGGCUGCCCGGAGGGGCAGCAGGCCACGAAGCUAAACCUCCGAGAGGCGAGGGCCACUGAACUCGCUGAACAAAUGGUUGCCACAUGUGAAUAGAAUCACAUGAACAUAAACCUAAUAAAAACGAAAUAAAAAUGAAGGUAGAUUAGUAUGCAGAGACACAGACAAGUUAGUAAAUAUUUAGAACUGUAGACAAAAGAAACAACAAAUAUAGAGUAAAAUCCUGCAUGCAGACAUUGAUUCAGCAUAGAUUUUAGGUCAUUUUUGGUCAUUGCAACAGCAGUGCUUGAACACAAGCUAACAGAACUUCUCUUUGUUCUUGAAGGUAUUUCCUUUCUCGUCUAAACAGAGUGCCGGGAAGUUCAGUUCCCCUUAAGUUAAACUCUGUGGACAUGCAGGGACAUGAACACUCUAAGACAUAAUCUGAACAUGUUGUCUGAACACCUGUAUGCUCAUUUUCAUUAGGAAUUAACUUUGAGAUCCAGUUAAAGUUCAUACAUGCACAUGCUGCCCACUCAUUGCUCUUUUUACGCUUUCCUUUCAUUUUUACUCUAAUUUAUAAAUGUUUUGUAAGUGAUUGCCAUACUUUGUAUAAAGCCACCAGUUACAGCGAAAUGUCAUGUUCCUUUAGUGUAGAUUCUCUCUAACUCUUGUUUCUCAAGUGUUUUGAAGUAUUACUGUAGGUACAUAGAAUUCCUGUUUUCUUUAUUUUUUAAGUUGUAUUUAACAAACAUUUCUUGCCCACAUCUCUGGCUUUGCAUUUGAAGAAAAUCUCUUCAGCCCAUCAACCACAUUCAUAUCUGCUCCAGUUGAAGAUCAUUUAUGCGUUUAUUGUUGAUGUUUGAUAACUUGUACACUAAAAUCAUAAUUUUCAGUGUUCUGUGCCAUAAACCCAGCUACCCCUUAAAGUGUACAUACAUUUUGCAUUGAGCCUAGCUUUGUGUGUAUACAUCGUAGUAACAGGUUAUAUUUUCUGAUUAGAUCUCUGAACAUUUUGCCUCUGCUGCAGGGCUUGUAGUUUUCUGAAACAUGAUGUUAAUGUUUUAAAAAUGAGAUGUGUUGGACAUAACUGUCUCUCGCCAAGACUCUUCUGCUUUGUACUGUUACCUUCAUAGAUGGGCUUCAACUGCAGCUACAUUUUAUUUAUGUAACGCUUCUGUUCCCCUCAAUUUGUAACGUUGGAUAUGUUGUCAAGAGCACUCCAGUGAGAUAUUGUGAUGUCGUUAGAUGUGCUGAUACCUGACGUAAUUUCUCAGUGUGCAAUCUUGUCCCUGCUCUCUUUGUUUGAAUUAAGAAUAAAACAAGCUGUGACCUGUG
This is a messenger RNA of Xiphophorus maculatus (southern platyfish), 2175 nucleotides long. It is a transcript of the gene nsg2, whose product is annotated as neuronal vesicle trafficking associated 2. Gene Ontology annotation, molecular function: clathrin light chain binding. Bases 378 to 920 code for a protein of 180 amino acids. NCBI's taxonomy places the organism in Eukaryota, Metazoa, Chordata, Actinopteri, Cyprinodontiformes, Poeciliidae. Gene Ontology annotation, cellular component: endosome; membrane. Gene Ontology annotation, biological process: clathrin coat assembly; endosomal transport; G protein-coupled dopamine receptor signaling pathway. The transcript is spliced from 5 exons. The record is from RefSeq and is a predicted model, not a curated record.